This is a messenger RNA of Oenanthe melanoleuca, 5195 nucleotides long. RefSeq names its product protein kinase cAMP-dependent type I regulatory subunit beta (gene PRKAR1B). Bases 1047 to 2852 code for a protein of 601 amino acids. The record is from RefSeq and is a predicted model, not a curated record. NCBI's taxonomy places the organism in Eukaryota, Metazoa, Chordata, Aves, Passeriformes, Muscicapidae. The transcript has 11 exons.
CAGCAUUGUAUUCUUUUUAAUUUGUAUUAGUCAAUGUCGCUACAUUGUGUUUAUGUUGUACUUAUGUGUACUUUACACAACCUCUUGUUUUGUGUUCUCUCUGGUGACUGCAAGGAACAGACACCAAACCAAAAGGAUGCUCAGGGUCCUUUUCUUGAGUGAUCACACCGAACCUAAAGUGCAAUAAACUACAGAACUAAUUUAAAUUAUUCUUUUAAAAUCGCUCUGUGUUUACCAGCAGAGUUUAUUCUCUUGUUGUGCUUAUCCUAGUUCAACUGUGAUCUUUUGGAGUGCUGUUUCACCCUUUAUUCUAUGGGAACCAUGAACGUGAGUUUCCUGGCAACAGAAGGAAUACAAGCGUGGAUUGGAGAAUUCCUGACAGCAGCACGUGCUGGCCUGUGGCUGAAUCCCAGCUGUGACCACGCUCUUUGUGGCCUUGCACAGAGGUGCUGCUGGGUGUGCUUUGCUCUAAAUACCCACGGCAGAGCUGCCCUUCCCAGCCCUUCCCAAACUGUGGGUGCUCAGCAGGGCUGGCAGCUCCCGUGCCACAGACAGCCCUGUGCUCACCCUGUGCCUGCCUAGGCUCAGCAGCCUGUCCUGCAAGGCCAGCUCAUCAUCCACGGUGCUCAGGACACGUUUCAUGGCCAGCUUGUCCUCUGUGCCCAAGCCGUCCUUCCUGGCUGGGCCAUGUGUCACAGCCAGGCUAGUCUUUCAUGGCCAUGCCCAUCCUUCAUGGUCUGGCCACUUCAAACUUGCAGACUGUCCUUUGCUGCCAGGCCUGUUCUUAACAGCCAGACCAUUAUCCAUUGUGGCCAGGCUCGUCUUCCUUCGCUAGCUGGUCCUAAGGCUGGUGGUGUGGAGCAGCCAGGCCGGCUCCUGCCAUCCCCUGCGGGUCCGAGCAGGGCAGAGCGGGUCAGUGCGGGGCAGAGCGGGUCAGUGCGGGUCGGAGAGAUGCAGAGCGGGUCAGUGCAGGUCGGAGAGAUGCAGAGCGGAUCAGUGCGGGGCACAGCGGGUCCGUGGGGGGCAGAGAGGUGCAGAGCGGUUCAAUGCGGGCCAGAGCGGGUCAGUACAGGGCAGAGCGGGUCCGUGCGGUGCGGUUCGAACGGGAAGGGUCCGUGCCGCCCGGAGCGGAUGGGAGCGGAGGGGUCCGUGCGGCUCGGAGCGCAGGGCUCUGUGUGGAGCUGUUCGGAGCCGGUACCCCCCGGAGCGAAGAGCCCGGUGCCGCUCGGUUCGGUGCGCAGGGUUCGGUGCGGGGCUGUUCGGAGCCGGUGCCGCUCGGUUCGGUGCGCAGGGCUCGGUGCGGGGCUGUUCGGAGCCGGUGCCGCUCGGUUCGGUGCGGGGCUGUUCGGAGCCGGUGCCGCUCGGUUCGGUGCGCAGGGCUCAGUGCGGGGCUGUUCGGAGCCGGUGCCGCUCGGUUCGGCGCGGCCGCUCGGCGGAGGCGGCGGCGGAGGCCGCGCCCGCCGGUGAGUGACGGCGGCGGCACUUCCUGCGGGCGAGCGGCGGCGGAGCAGCCCGAGCCUUUGUGCGGGAGCGCAGGACGGUCCCCGCGGCGCCCCGCGGCCCCGGGCGGGCGGCAGCAGCGGAGGCGGCGGCGGCUGCAGUGCGGAACCGGCAGCGGAGCUUCCCCCGCCUCCACCGCCGGCCAGGACAGAGCAGGCGCCGCCGCUCCGGACACCAGGUUGUGUUUUCUGUUUACAAGCCUGAAGAUGGCUGCUGCUGCUUCCUGCAAUGUGGAAGAAGAUGAGAGCCUGAAGGGAUGUGAACUCUAUGUUCAGAAACACAACAUCCAACAGAUUUUAAAAGAAUGCAUUGUAAACCUCUGUAUAGCAAAGCCAGACCGACCCAUGAAGUUCCUCAGAGAACACUUUGAAAAAUUAGAAAAGGAGGAAUGCAAGCAGCUCCUGGCUCGGCAGAAGUCCAGCUCCCAGUCGGACUCUCACGACGAUGAGGUUUCCCCUCCGCCGCCCAACCCGGUGGUGAAGGCGCGGCGCCGGCGGGGCGGGGUCAGUGCGGAGGUGUACACGGAGGAGGAUGCUGUUUCCUACGUCAGAAAGGUUAUUCCAAAGGACUAUAAAACUAUGACUGCUCUGGCUAAGGCCAUCUCCAAGAAUGUGCUCUUUGCUCAUCUUGAUGACAAUGAACGAAGUGACAUAUUCGAUGCCAUGUUCCCUGUCACACACAUCGCAGGAGAAACAGUCAUACAACAGGGUGAUGAGGGAGACAACUUCUAUGUGAUUGACCAGGGCGAGGUGGAUGUUUAUGUCAACGGGGAGUGGGUGACCAGCAUUGGAGAAGGAGGCAGUUUUGGGGAGCUGGCACUCAUCUAUGGGACCCCCAGAGCUGCCACUGUCAAGGCCAAGACAGACCUGAAGCUCUGGGGCAUCGACAGAGACAGCUACAGACGCAUCCUGAUGGGCAGCACCCUGAGGAAGAGGAAGAUGUAUGAAGAAUUCCUGAGCAAGGUCUCCAUUUUGGAGUCCCUGGACAAAUGGGAGAGGCUGACAGUGGCUGAUGCACUGGAACCUGUCCAGUUUGAAGAUGGAGAAAAAAUUGUUGUGCAGGGAGAGCCUGGUGAUGACUUCUUCAUUAUUACAGAGGGCACAGCCUCUGUCCUGCAGCGCAGGUCCGACAACGAGGAGUACGUUGAAGUUGGUAGACUUGGUCCAUCAGAUUAUUUUGGUGAGAUAGCCCUGCUGCUGAACCGGCCCCGGGCAGCCACGGUGGUGGCUCGAGGGCCCCUCAAGUGCGUGAAGCUGGACCGGCCCCGCUUCGAGCGCGUGCUCGGGCCCUGCUCCGAGAUCCUCAAGAGAAACAUCCAGAGGUACAACAGCUUCAUUUCGCUCACCGUCUAAGGGAUUCCUCUGCAAAGCUGCCUUCGUCUGACCUUGUGCACUUCAAAUUUGCUCCGUGCGGCUCCGUAGCUUUGUGAAGAAAACAAAAAAGAAGUGUGCAUUUUAUGUGUGUUUUUUUCUGUUUGUGUCACCUAGUGGAUGUCAGCCCAAAUCUCACGUGUCAUGGAAGUGGAAGGAUAACUGUUUGGGUAAGACUAGCUUUGGGGAAGAUUUGGGGUACUUUUGGGCUCUUGGCUUGCAGACAAGAUUUUUACUUAUUGUUGGUUCAUAUUGCUUAAAACUGUGGGUUCAACUAUUUAAAAUACUUAUGAAUUUCUGUUUUAUUAUCUUUAAAGCUGGUCUUAUUCACCUUUUGUCAAAGUUCUCUGAUCAAGUGAUGUGAAAGAUGUCCCUGCCCAUGGCAGGGGGUUGGAAGCCUUUCAGGUCCCAAACCAGUCUGUGAUUCCAUGAUAUCUCUGCCUGUCACUUCUAAAAGACUUUUCACUGGUUAUGGACUGGGGGGUUCUGAAAUCCCAUGGAAUGAGUGGCAGUCUCAUUGAUGAGAUGCAAUUUAAGGGGGAAGGUUGGAGGAAGGUUUUGAUCAUUCCAGCAAGCCAGAGAAAAGUAAAGCUUUUGAGUGGUUUUGUUUGUGGCUUAGAUAUAGGGGCCAUAUUCCUCUGUGUCACAAACCCUUUUGGGUCUGCUUUGUAGGAUAUACUCAGGCAAACAGCCUGCUCCAGUCUUUUGGGUGAAGAGGUCAAGGGACAAUGUUUUGUAAGAAUUUAAAUGGAGCCUUUAGGACCUAAGUUAUUUGUCCUCAGCUUUUUUAAAAUGAGGGUUUACAUUGGAGUCCUUAGAAAUCCAAUGGGGGCUUCUCUGCUGAAUUAAGUUGGCUUCAAAACUCAGCAGAAUGUCCUCAGCCACUUCUCUGAACAUUACAUGAAAUACUGAAGAGAUGGUGCCAGGUGCACUUCAGGGACAAAUGCAGCAGCUUGUUUUUAAUAAAGUCCACUUAAUUAAAUUAAAAUGCCUUUCUUCUAGUAUAUAACUAAAUUUUAGAAUUUUUUAAAAUUUUCUGAAAGCCAAAUAAGUGCUUCAAAAUGCUGCUUCUUGUCCAAACGACAGGUAUUGUGUAACAAAGAGCACCAGGAUCCUGGAGCCCAGGUCCCUCCAGGGGCCUCACAGCCUAGCUGGCAGUCAUUGCUGCCCUGCCUACACAUGGGGCUCCUCCUGAAUGGAGCUUUUUGCAGAUCUCUCAAGGCUGGGGAUCUGCACAUCCCUCGAGGAUGGGAUCAUUUGGAUUAUGAUUUGCAAAGCUUUACCUUUGCAGGUGAACUUGCCAUUGCCAGCAGCAAUGAAGCUCUGCAUCUCAGCCACCCUAAACAGCACUGCCUGCUCUUCAGUUGGGCCAAAACCCCAUUUCUUCUUUACAAUAACAUUCUCCUGAGUAAAUACAAACUUUCUGUACCUUUGAUGUGCCAAAGGUUAAGCAGUGAAAUACGGCACCAAUCUCCCUUUUGAAAUUAGAGGUGUAGCUGAACUUGGCUAAAUGGCUUAAAAUGAGUCCUACUGACACACAAUUCUUUCUUCUUUGGAAUGAAAUACUAAUUGGACACUUUCCUGUUGACUCCCACAAAGGGCCCAAUAUUCCAGUAGCUGCCUACAGUGGUUCUCACAGAGCUAAAAAGCUGCUCAGCUUCACGCUCUCCUCAUCACUUAAAGGUGCUUAAUUUAUUUUAGCAUAAUUGCAGUGGUCCUGUUAGUGUAUAUUCGUUGCUGCUAUUUAUUAUGAUUAUGUUAUGCUUCGUGCACGUGUUAUUAAAUAUGACCAUUCAAAGUUUCCAACCUUGCAAUUUUUAUCAUGUACAUUUAUAUAGGCAGACCCCCAUUCUAUAUAGAUAGGUCAAUGUAUUUGCAUUUGGUUAUUUGCUGCACUGUUUUUUGUAUUUUCUUGUGCAAUUUUUAAAAGGAAUAUUUUUUAAAUGUUACCAGUCAUUCAAGUAUGUUCUUUUACCUGUUGCAUUUCUGUUGUGUUGGUAAAAAAAUUGUGAGUGUUUCACAUAAUAUGCAGGACACAUCUCUUGUCAAAUACCAAGUAUUAGCCUCACUGUUUAGAAGUUAUUCAAGCACACAGACACACUGCAGAUUCUUUGCUUUAAACCUUUACAGCUCAUGGAAAAUACGUUUGAAUUAUGGUUCUGUUAUAAGCAAUCUCAAGAGAAAUGUAACUGUCUAACACCAGGAUUCCUGUGCUUUAAGUGGAACAAAAUGAUAUUCAGUGACAUUUUGAAGAUAAUUGUAAUAUUUGCAGUGGAUGAUGGGACAGGAAUAUGGUAUGAAUAAAAUUCUUCUACGUUAUAAGUG